Wyeomyia smithii (pitcher-plant mosquito) is the source of this 6010-nucleotide messenger RNA. It is a transcript of the gene ttk, whose product is annotated as protein tramtrack, beta isoform. Lineage: Eukaryota; Metazoa; Arthropoda; Insecta; Diptera; Culicidae. Gene Ontology annotation, molecular function: protein binding. Gene Ontology annotation, cellular component: nucleus. The coding region runs from base 1029 to 3434 and encodes 801 amino acids. Gene Ontology annotation, biological process: regulation of transcription by RNA polymerase II. The record is from RefSeq and is a predicted model, not a curated record. The transcript is spliced from 4 exons.
UGCUUUUAGUUGGAUACGUGCCGCGGUUUGAGUAAGAACGUUUUCCGCUUACUGAAUGUUGCGCGCAGGACCUUCUGCAUUUAUUUUACUGUGCACUUGAGCAAUAAUUAUUGUUGCGCCAUCAGCAAGAGUGACUGGCUGGCGAAAAAAUUGAAGUCAAUUGGUGCCCAACAGGAUCUGUGUGUCUAGAAGUUGUGAUCUUACAUUAGUUAUAAUCUAUUCUUCUGCUGGUGAUGUGUGAAGUGUCUCUGGAGAGAAGUAAUAUUUUGGCUUCGUGCACGGAUUGAUUGUUUCUUAUUUGAUGAAAAAGAGAAAAAUUGAAAGGGGUGGCUGUUAGGUUUUAUAUGUCUGAAGUGAAAAUAUCUGGAAAUAGGAAGCAAUGAAGUGUUUUUUCGUCUUUCAAAAAACGUGAUCUCUAACGCAAGUACCAUCAGAAACGCACAGUGUUGGCCACUAGAUAAAAUAAGCUGGAAAAAGUGCAAGCUUUACUGAAAAAAAAGGAGUGCAAAAAAUGUUUAUCGCAGUGCGAGGAAGUUGCGAAGGAAUUUACAAAUACAGCACAUAGCACUGCAGGCAGCCCUGCCCAGUGAACGAACAUCGCACGGACGUUAGACACACAAACGAGCAGCAAAUCGAAGUAGUGGUUCGUGUAAUCACCGCUGCCAGUCGUCCCAGCUAAGCAGCAGGCGAACAGGCGAUCGGAUUCGUAGUGUGCUGUUUUUUUUUUCUUAACUUACCCGAAGCAAAAAAAAGGAAACUCGCGCAAGAACAAACGAUAGCGGGGCCUCCAAUCCAAGUCACAUACAUACACGGGCGGAGAAAAUUGCCGAAGCGCAGCAACACACCUCAAUAGGAAACCCAUUCAAAUUUCAAUCCAUACUGGCCCCGGAAAGGAGGAAAAUGUAAAAUAGGAGAGAACUUUGUGGUUCUGAAUCGACUGAAGCAAACAAUUUAUAGUCAUUAGGAAGGACGUUGGUGUCGUAAUCGUACUACAGCUGCAAGAGAAACCUUAGUCUAAUCAUCAAAUCAUGUCGUCCCAAAGAUUCUGCCUGCGGUGGAACAAUCACCAGACCAAUUUGCUGUCCGUGUUUGAUCAGCUAUUACAUGCAGAAACCUUCACCGAUGUCACGCUGGCCGUCGAAGGCCAGUACCUAAAAGCACACAAGAUGGUUCUAUCGGCGUGCAGUCCCUACUUCCAGGCUAUAUUCGUAAGCCAUCCGGAGAAGGAUCCGAUUGUUAUCCUCAAGGAUGUACCAUUCAAAGACAUGAAAUGUCUGUUGGAUUUUAUGUACCGUGGUGAGGUUUCUGUUGACCAGGAUCGUCUUGCUGCUUUCCUACGGGUGGCAGAGAGUCUACGGAUAAAGGGCCUUACAGAAGUGAAUGAUGAUAAACCGCCCCCUCCGACUACAUCGUUGACCAGCAGUGGUCUGACGACAAACCAAAACCAAACCCAGCCUUCCCACCAGCAGCUUCAGCAGCAGUUAGCCGCGGCAGCGAAUCGGAACACGCAGCUGGCCGCUCUGCAACAGUCACAGCAGUUGCUGCAACAACAGAAGCAGAAAUCUGGCCAAAGUAUGCUGCUGACAAAUCCCCUACUCGGUUCGGCACUGUCACAGCAAAAACGAAAGCGUGGUCGACCGCGAAAACUGUCUGGUAGUGAUACGGGAGGUGACGGGGAAUGCGAUGGCUACGAAAGUGACAGUCUCGUACAGGGUUCGCCGGAACUCAUGGACACCAAAAUGGCUGGCGUUGACAGAAUGUCCAACUCUGGAGACGAGAACGCAAUCAGCCGGUCAGAAGAUCCAGACCAAGAGGAAUCAUUGAACCUGCAAAAUAGCCCACCUCACGUAGUGAACAACAAUAACAACAGCAUCAGCAAAAAUGCCAGUAGCAGCCCCGCCCCUUCCGGUCCCGCAGCGGCGACCAACACAAAAAAUACCACCACUACCACCACCACCACCAACAACAACAAUGCCUCUACCAACUCUACCAGCAACGCGAAGAGUUUGGCCAGUAGUCUUAAAAACGAAAAUAGCAUGUCAGAUUCCAAAGAUUCAUUCCCGGAAGACGAUACUUGCGGUGGCCCUAUGGACGAAGACGACGACGACGAUCAGGAUGACGAUUCGGACGAAGAUCGGGAGCUCAACUCGAGCUACAUGGAACCGCAGAUGUUACUGGACGAAUUCGACGAGCCAGUGGAAUUUAAGUACGACCCCAAAGGUUCGGACAGCGGAGCAGUAGAUUCCACGUCCAGCAGCUUCCCACCUCCACUGCAAGCCAAACCUGAUACACCAACUAGUAAUUCCAGUCGAAUGCCGCUGAUCAAUGUGGUUCCAACGAUGGCUCUUUUGAACACGCAGCUACCGAAACUGGCCCCACUUUCAUCCAAUGCUGCCGCAGCAGCAGCAGCAGCAGCAGCGGCCGCAUCAGCCGGAUUUCUCGGCACAAAAUCUUUACCAAAGCUUCAAAAACGUCCACGGUUGAUGGGUAAAUCACAGAACGGUAUUACCGCUACGCAGACCAUCUUAAACAAUUUGAAUAACAAUCUAAACGAUAGUUUGAUCUCGACUUCGACCAGCGGAUCGACAGCAGGUGCAAAUGCUAGUAUGCAAAUCUCCAAUGUCCUUUCCGGGCUGAAUACUUCGGAUUUAUUCGACAUGUACUCGAGUCAAGUGAUGAGCUCACCGACAACCAGGUCAUGUUCGAAUUCUCCUUCAACGAAAGGCGGUGGUUCUGGAGGAGAAGGAAGCAGUGGCCGUACGCACAAAUAUACGGUGAUUGAUGAUACCGAAGGAAGUGUGCGAGAUUUUUGUACCAAAGAGGGCGACCACGUGUACCGAUGUAAGGUUUGCUCGAGAGUCUAUACUCAUAUAAGCAACUUCUGUCGACACUAUGUAACAUCGCACAAGCGCAAUGUUAAGGUUUAUCCAUGCCCGUACUGUUUCAAGGAGUUUACGAGGAAAGACAAUAUGACGGCCCAUGUUAAAAUAAUCCACAAAGCCGAAUACGCCCAGCAAAAUCCCAACAGUGGUUCGGAUUCGGCGCCUCAUCUGAUGAAUACCAAUAGUAACAGCAGCACGAAUGGUGGUUCCACGACGCCAGUACCGACAACUUCAGCCAGCAGCUUUGCAAAUGCAGCAAUCAUCAAUGCCGUCGCAAAUGCUGUUGGUUUGCAGCCCAAAAAUGUUACCAAUUCCGGAUCCGGUAUCCGGAUAGUGUUCCCUCCGGUUGCCUCUUCAUCCACGACAUCAGCCGCUACAACAACCACCACUGCCGGUAGUGGUACCAUCAGUAUCAAGAAAGAGUUUCAGGAGAAACCUUCGUCCUCGUCGCCGGUCGAUGGUGGCUCGGUAUCAUCCAGCACUGUCACUUCACCGAGCUCGACGACGCUGGCCAACAGCAAUGCACCGGCAGCAGCAACCGUCAGUCAAUGAAAACAUGCAGGAAAUCCACCACAAACACACAUAAAAGAGGCUACUAACACUAAAGUAUAUCAGCUGUCGGACGGCACAAAAAACUCGGUUGAAGAAGACGACGGCCAGUGGAAGAGAGGAAAAGAUAGAAAGCGAGCUGCAAUAACUGUUUUUAUAUUUUAUGUUCUGUUGUUUAUUUAAUUAUUUUUUCGCUGACCGAGAUCGUUAAUCAUUCCUUUUAAAGGGUAUUUGUAAUUUUAAUAUAAUUUGGAAUUGUAUAGCAAGAAGCAAGCACAUGCGUUCUAAUUGGGCGCACCUACAGUAAGAUUGACAUCAGAAUAAGCAGAAGAAAAAAUUACUUUUCAUUGAAAAAGAAUAAAAGUGUCCUAAAAUUUACAUAAACAUUAGUGUAUCAAUUUUUUGGCUGAUUACCUUUAUAUUGUAAUAUUGUACUAUUAGUAGUAGGACAUUGCAAUCGCAAAAACAUGCAAAAAUCUAUACACAACCAGUACAUAUGCAACAACCAUUUCACGCAAGUCUUCCCAUUUUAUCGAUUGCGAGGUAAUUCGCGCGGAGUGAAACCUGACCUCCCUCGUUGAUUGAUUCGAAACAUUUAAAGAGUAUAAUCAAAAAAACAUAGUACAAUAAAAAUUAAAAUCAAAUAAUUAUUGCCUUAAGAAAGCAGAAAGAAAACAUAUUUAAAGUAUUCUUAUAGCCUGCAUCAAACCAGGGAACCGUUUAGCACCGUUGUUUUGAACUUUCACUGCACCUUUAUAACAAGCUGAACAGAGAUAAGAUGUUAAUUACUUUUACCAUUCAGAAACCGCUUACGUUUAUGUUUCCAACCUCGAUUAUUUACACCGCAUUGAAUAGUUGUUCACUUGGACCUACCCUCAAGUAAAUUUACAGCAUUUUAGCGUACGUACAAAAAUGGAAACGUUUCGAAUAACAAUGCUUCCUUUCAUUUUAUUAUCAAUCUUCAAAAAAAAGGUGUACGUUCCAUCCACAACUUAAUUUGCGUUUUAAAAAUUCUAAAUUUCUAUUAAAAUCUAACGUUAUGAAAGUAGUUUUUUCUACGUCCUUUCGAAAUAAUUUCGUUUCUUCCAGCAUACGCAAAACUUUUCUCCUUCGCGAAUGUUCAAGUGUGAUUCAAAACGACACUCUUCUUGUGUACAGUAAAGAACGUCUUUAUAAACACGGUUGUUUACAAAACUAACUAGCAGAAUAAAAAUGCUAAAUUCAUUUUGUUAUUUGCCUCCAAGGCCAUCCUCCUUUUAAUCGAAACAGAAAGAAUAAAACAAAAUCGUACUUCGGAACAUUACCGGCGGGAAGAGUGGCGAUCACGGAUGGUAGACAUCGCGUGUGUCCCUUCCUCGACCGGUGUGUGUAUGUGUGCGUGUCACAUGGCGGCAGAAGCAUAACAAAAUUCUGUGAUUAUUUUACUAUUAAAGUGUACCACUUUUUUUUUGUUCGUUUUAGUUUUGUUGUUCUAAUUAAAUCUCCACCUUCGUUUCAAAAGCUGUUCUCUUUCGAAAUUUUGGAUACCUUGUGUAGAUUUGUCACAAUCGAAACAAACGAUUGAAAAAGUAAGGAAAGAUGUGAAAAAAAUUUAAGUCUGAGAUAGUAAUUUUACGGAAAGUAAAUAAGGAGUCCCCGCAAAUUGGUUCACAACAUAGAGAGAAAAUCUAUUGUAUUGGGAUUUUAACCAGGUUAGGAAUAUCAGCGAUAAUAUGUCUAACUUAAGGGCAGUAGGAACAUACAGUAGAACGUAAUAUUUAUAUAUUAUCAAAUAGUAAAAAAAGGCUAGUUUGUUUUUGGUGUAAAAAUCAAACCGAUGUCUUGAAGAAAACAAACAAGAAACAAAUAUUUAAACAGGAAACCAUUUUAGCCGCCUAAGGAAUUUUUAAUUACUAUCGUGUUUUAAGUAUUUGUUGUAUCUUUUUGUUUAUUAUUUUUCCUAUAACUAGUUAGUUCACGUGUACAUAUUUAAUCAAAUUGGAGUAGCCGCUAACGGUAAAAGUACUGCAAUAUUUUUAUAUAAAUUGCUCUAAUUUUUGCGAGCACCGAUCCUCACACCUCCGCACUAAUCAGUUAAUUUUAACCUAAUAAACGUUAUGCAAAGGUAGAUAGUGCAAUUUUAUGGUUAAGAUUUUCUCCGCAGCCGUUUUUUAUUGUUUUCGCAGAUUCUAAUGAAUGGCUUAUAGGUAAAUUUUCAGCUAUCAAAAGGCUGUUUAAAUUUUAAAUUUAGGAAAGAAAAAAAAGUUAUAACAUAUAACGCACACUUGGCACCCGGCUUCACAUUUGACCGUUAGUAUAAUAAUUUGUUCCAGAUGUUUAACAAAUACUUUGUUCGGUCGCUAGAAUCAAACAGCGGUGAAAUAAACUAAAAAAUCGGAAAAGUAAUUACUAUGUUUUAAUCCUAGCCUAAUAAAUAAUCAUUUUGCAUUCUUUAUUAAAUAUACUAUAAAAUAUAUUUUAUUAAUAAUUAUAAUAAUAUAUAUCACGCAAAUACACACAAACAUAUAUUUAAACAAGAAGGAGUAAGCAUAUAGAAGGAAAAAGCAAACUUUAAUAAAGUGAAACAUGUACAUGUAAAA